AUGUUGAUGAAGAUUCAAGUUGCAGAAGAGCAAAAGAUUGGCCACCUCUACAUUAGAAAGUGGAGUAAAAGAAGAAGUAAUGGAAAAUGGAAAGCUUUCUAUUUCAAGUAUGAUGUGAAUUACCUGGACACAGAAAACAUCACGAGGAUGGACAGUGAUAAGAUGAGCUCAGUUCAGAAAUCACAGAAAUUUAAAGUUGAAAAAGAACUUAAUAAUGAAGAGCAUGAGAAUGGUGAUGGGUUUGUUAGUUUGGAAGAAUUCCUUGGUGAUUACAGACGAGACCCAACUGCAAAUGAAGAUCCAGAAUGGAUACUUGUUGAGAAAGACAGAUUUGUGAAUGAUUACGACAAAGAUGGGGAUGGGAGGCUUGAUCCCCAGGAACUUUUAUCUUGGGUGGUGCCCAAUAACCAGGGUAUUGCACAAGAAGAGGCUCUUCAUCUAAUUGAAGAAAUGGAUUUGAAUAAUGACUCCAAGCUUUCAGAGGCAGAAAUCAUUGAAAAUCAAGACUUGUUUCUUACCAGUAAAGCUACUGAUUAUGGCUGGCAGCUACAUGAAGAGCAUUUCUACCAUGAUGAGCUAUAG
Messenger RNA from Dromiciops gliroides (monito del monte), 582 nucleotides. Its product is annotated as reticulocalbin-2-like. Gene Ontology annotation, cellular component: endoplasmic reticulum. Lineage: Eukaryota; Metazoa; Chordata; Mammalia; Microbiotheria; Microbiotheriidae. The record is from RefSeq and is a predicted model, not a curated record. Gene Ontology annotation, molecular function: calcium ion binding.